Cyprinus carpio (common carp) is the source of this 5307-nucleotide messenger RNA. RefSeq names its product ras-specific guanine nucleotide-releasing factor 2-like. Gene Ontology annotation, biological process: positive regulation of GTPase activity; Ras protein signal transduction. NCBI's taxonomy places the organism in Eukaryota, Metazoa, Chordata, Actinopteri, Cypriniformes, Cyprinidae. The record is from RefSeq and is a predicted model, not a curated record. The transcript has 27 exons. Gene Ontology annotation, molecular function: guanyl-nucleotide exchange factor activity; protein binding. Gene Ontology annotation, cellular component: plasma membrane.
GGCACAGUAUCAGCGAGUUCUGCUCGACUAUAGAUCAUCAUCUCUGGCUGCUGUGUGUGAGGAGGAGGAUGAUGAUGGGUUCAGUGUGACAGUCAGAGCUGUAAGAUGCAGAAGAGCGUGCGUUAUAAUGAAGGACACGCGCUUUUUCUGUCCAUGCUCGCGCGUAAAGAGGGAAUCAAACGCGGGUACUUGAGUAAAAAAGCCGCAGGAGAAAAACAAACUGGCCGCUGGAACGAGAAGUACUUCGCGCUGCACCAGAGAAUGUGCUGCUUUUACUUUGAUAACGAGCAGAGCACCAGACCCUCGGGGAUUUAUUUGCUGGAGGGAUGCACCUGCGAGAGGAUCCCGGCUCCCAAAGUGUCCACCGCUGGGAAAGAGAGUUCAGAUAAACAGCAGUAUUACUUCCUGGUGAUUUUCGGCCACGAUGGGCAGAAACCUCUGGAGCUGCGGACAGAAGAGGAUGCUGAUUGUAAUGAGUGGGUGGAGGCCAUUCAUCAGGCCAGUUAUUCAGACCUCAUCAUCGAGCGGGAAGUUCUCAUGCAGAAAUACAUCCAUCUGGUGCAGAUCAUGGAGACGGAAAAGGUGGCGGCAAAUCAGCUGCGGACGCAACUGGAAGACCAGGAUACAGAGAUCGAGAGACUAAAGGCAGAGAUUCUUGUUCUGAAUAAAACGAAAGAGCGAAUGUUGCCCUUUCAGUCCAAUCAAGAGGAAGAAGAUCCAGAUAUCAAGAAAAUCAAGAAGGUGCAAAGCUUCAUGCGUGGUUGGCUGUGCAGAAGGAAGUGGAAGAUCAUUGUGCAGGACUACAUUUGCUCACCACACGCCGAGAGCAUGAGAAAGAGAAACCAGAUCGUCUUUAACAUGGUGGAGGCCGAGACGGAGUACGUGCUCCAGCUCUCUAUCCUGGUCAACUGCUUCCUGCGGCCGCUCAGGAUGGCGGCCAGCUCCAAAAAACCCCCCAUUAGUCAUGACGAUGUCAGCAGCAUCUUCCUCAAUAGUGAGACGAUAAUGUUUCUCCAUGAGAUAUUCCAUCAAGGCUUGAAGGCUCGGAUAGCCAACUGGCCAACAUUAGUUUUAGCGGAUCUCUUUGACAUCUUGCUGCCGAUGCUGAACAUUUAUCAGGAGUUUGUGCGAAACCAUCAGUACAGUUUGCAGGUUCUGGCCAACUGUAAACAGAACCGGGACUUUGACAAGCUUCUGAAACAGUAUGAAGCAAACGCUUCCUGUGAGGGCCGAAUGCUGGAAACCUUCCUCACCUACCCCAUGUUUCAGAUUCCACGAUACAUCAUCACCCUUCAUGAGCUUCUCGCUCACACGCCUCAUGAACAUGUGGAGCGCAAGAGCCUGGAAUUUGCCAAAUCCAAACUCGAGGAACUGUCCAAAAUGAUGCACGAUGAAGUGAGUGACACAGAAAACAUCCGUAAGAAUCUGGCGAUCGAGAGAAUGAUUGUGGAGGGCUGUGAUAUUCUGCUAGACACCAGCCAGACAUUUGUACGGCAGGGCUCUCUGAUUCAGCUGCCCUCCGUGGAGAAGGGUAAACUGAGUAAGGUGCGUCUGGGCUCGCUGUCGCUCAGGAAAGAAGGCGAACGCCAGUGUUUUCUGUUCACCAAACACUUCCUCAUCUGCACACGCACCUCUGGCGGCAAACUGCACCUGCUCAAACAAGGAGGCACGUUGUCUCUGAUAGAGUGCACGCUUAUCGAGGAGCUGGAUGCCAGUGAUGAAGACUAUAAUGCUGCUGGUCAGGGACUCAAUCACCUGGAGUUUAAAAUAGUAGUCGAACCUGCUGAUGGUCCGUCAUUUUCAGUGGUUCUGCUCGCUCCGUCUCGGCAGGAGAAAGCAGCCUGGACCAGCGACAUGAGCCAGUGCAUUGACAACAUUCGCUGCAAUGGCUUGAUGACCAGCGUGUUUGAGGACAACUCCAAAGUCACUGUGCCACACAUGAUCAAGUCUGACGCCCGACUGCACAAAGACGAUGUGGACAUCUGCUUCAGUAAGACGCUGAACUCCUGCAAAGUGCCACAGAUCCGUUACGCCAGCGUGGAGAGACUCCUGGAACGACUGACCGACCUGCGCUUCCUGUCCAUCGACUUCCUCAACACCUUCCUCCACACCUACCGCAUCUUCACCACCGCUGCUGUCGUGAUGGACAAACUGGCCGACAUCUACAAGAAACCCUUCACGUCUAUACCUGUCAGGUCCCUUGAGCUUUUCUUCGCUACCAACCAAGGCACCUGGAGUGGAGAGCACCUGAACAACAAAUCCCCACGGCUCUCUCGCAAGUUCUCCUCUCCUCCGCCCGUCUCCAUCCCCUCACGCACCUCUUCCCCCAUCCACCCCCGGAAGCUGUCCCUCAGCUCUCCUGUGAGCUCUAAGGGUGGCGCGUUGGAUCUGUCGACGGCAUCUUUCUCUGCGGCCGGCAGCCCGACGUCUCCCUACAACCCCCUCGUCACCUCCCCUCCACCCACCUGCACCAAGGCCCCUCUGGACCUCAGCCGGGGCCCCAGCUCUCCAGAGCUCAGCCCCUCCACCCCAGAGGAGGGCGGGGAGCUGCCUCGUAUAGACGCCUUCUGCGGGAAGCUGCGACGGAGUAUUCGACGAGCUGUACUGGAGUCGGUAUCAUUGGAUAAGUUCAUUCCUGAGACGCCCACGUCCAGUGAUUCUGGAGACAUGUCUCCGUGCCAUUCACCGUCCACCCCGCGACACCUCCGCUACCGACCACCUACAGGUCAGUCUCCCGAUGGCUCCCGCUGUGCCAUGUCCCCCGCGUCCGCUUUGGCAUUUGCAACGGCGGAGGUUGGAAAAGGAGGCCGCAAGAAUUCUCCUACUGUCUCUCAUUCAGGAUUUACCAACCCUGAGAAAUCGUAUGAUAAGGAGUUCCUCAUCCGCAGGGCCGCCACCAACAGGGUGCUCAACGUCCUGCGCCACUGGGUUUCCAAACACUCGCAGGACUUUGAGAUGAACGCAGAGCUGACGACGGCUGUGAUCGCUCUGCUGGAGGAGGUGCUGCGAGAUCCAGAUCUUCUGCCGCAGGAGAGGAAGGCCGCAGCUAAUAUACUGAGUGCGCUUUCUCAAGAAGAGCAAGAUGAUUCACAGUUGAAGAUUGAGGAUAUUGUGCACAUGUCCGACUGUGCGAGAGUCGAAUCCUUUGAGUCGCUGUCAGCGAUGGAACUAGCAGAACAAAUCACUCUACUGGACCAUAUUGUGUUCCGGAACAUUCCAUAUGAGGAGUUUCUUGGUCAAGGCUGGAUGAAAAUGGACAAAAAUGAAAGGACUCCAUACAUUAUGAAGACCAGUCAGCACUUCAAUGAUAUGAGUAAUCUGGUGGCGUCUCAGAUCAUGGCUCAUGCAGACGUGUGAAAGUGGCUGGCAGUGGCUGAUAUAUGCCGCUGUCUUAACAACUACAACGGCGUCUUGGAGAUCACAUCCGCACUGAACCGCAGCGCCAUCUACAGGUUAAAGAAGACUUGGGUCAAGGUUUGCAAACAGACCAAGGCGCUUAUGGACAGACUGCAGAAGAUAGUUUCAUCUGAAGGGAGGUUUAAGAACCUGAGGGAAACUCUGAAAAACUGUAACCCUCCGUGUGUGCCCUAUCUGGGCAUGUACCUGACGGAUUUGGCGUUUAUCGAGGAAGGAACGCCAAACUUCACAGAGGAGGGUCUCGUCAACUUCUCUAAAAUGAGGAUGAUCUCACACAUAAUACGAGAGAUCCGACAGUUUCAGCAGGCGCCCUACAGGAUAGAUCUGCAACCCAAGGUAACACAGUUCCUCCUCGAUAAGACUCUUGUAAUGGACGAGGACACACUUUAUGAAUUAUCUCUUAAGAUUGAGCCUAGACUCCCUCCUGCCAAUUAAACCUGAUGAUAAUGUUUACACCAGACUCAGAUUUAAAGUAAGAAACCUUUUACAGUCAGUUUGUGGGAAUCUAAACUUACAUCUGAACUGAAGUCUGUCCACUAUAGAAACGACAACCUAUCCAUAUAUUUACUUCAUUCCAUGUAAUUUUGUGUCAUAAUUAUUCUUUUUUUUUUUUUUGCUGUAAACUCAGGUUUAAAUGUGCCUUUUUGUAAAAUAUUAUGUACAGUUAUAAUAUUUCAUAGAACUUAUUUCUAUCAUGAUGCAUUUUAAUAACAAUUUGAUAAUCUUUGUUUUUACCUGAAUGCAAAAUAUCAGUUCCAUUUUUAAAGUUUGAUCAUUCCCUUACUAUAAUCAGAAUCAUAUUUGUAUGCUUGCAAACGUCUGUUCAGAUGUCAAGAAAUGAACUGUUGAUGUUCAUUGGUCCAAUUUUGACAAGCAAGUUUCUCAAUCCCUCCUCCAUUAUAAUCUGCCCACAUGUAUGAGACUCAUGUCAAUACUUUGAUCCACUGGAGUUUGCUGAAAUGUCAAAGUGUAACCAAGCAUGUUUACAGUUUAUCAAAAGAAAUAUGUUUAUACGCUUUUGUUAUAUGUUAAUAUUAGGUAUCAUCUGUUUACACAGCAGGUCAGCUGCAUUUUGCCACGAGGCUGCAUUUGCUCAUUUAGCAUGUUUUUGUUUGAAGAAAUGUUUGAUGUUUUUGGCAUGUGUUUGCAUGAAUCUCUACUUAGUCAUAUUCUUAAUUAAUAUUUUUAUUUUUUGUCUCUAACUUUUGGCUUAACAAUAGCUAUUUAUAUUAUUCAAAGCAUUUGAUACAUAUAUUCUACACUUAGACACCCUUCAAAAAAAAUUUGAUGGUAAUGCCAAAGUAAUUUUGUACUGAUUUAUUACCAUAUCCAUGUACUAUGGUAUUUACAUGGCACUCCACGCUAUGGUACCAUACCAUGUCCAGAAAAGAUACUUUCUGGUUAAUGCAGAAGAAGUGGUUUAUUGUUGAUUUUAAUAUGGGCAGGGAAUCAUUCACCAGUUUACAGUUUUUGGUUGUUUUCUUAAAGUUUACUCCACCCAGCUGUACUGUGACAGUAUUACAUUUUACACAGUGUUUCAGAGUUUCUACGUGUGCAUUUAAGUCUGUUUUGUACAAAGAGAAAUAGAGUAUUGUUGUUUAAAUCAAACAUGGGUUCAGCAGAAUGUGUGCAGUGUCCUGUUUAUUUAUUAGGGUAUAUAUAUUAUUUUAACUUGUAUUUGGAAAAAGUAGUUUAGUAAACAUUAGGCAGCCCUGCUUGGUUGUUAUUUUUUUCAAAUAAUGCUGUCAACCAAUGCACACUUCCUAAAGGAGUGUCUUUACCUCUUUUCAUAAAUGAAUUCACAUCUUUUUUCAGUCAUUGACAUAAAUGUGCUGUACAUCUAUCCAUGAUGUAGCUGUAACUAAUGAAAUAAACAGUUUUUUUGUCUUA